AUGUCUGCUCCAAUCGUUAUUGAUGCUAAGGGACAUAUCCAAGGCCGUCUCGCCGCCGCCGUCGCCAAGCAGCUCCUCAAGGGUCGCAAGGUUGUCGUUGUUCGCUGCGAAGAAAUCGAAUUGAACGGCCAGCACAAAUUCACAGUCCACACCUACGAACGCUUCCUCAACAAGACAACAAACUCCAACCCACGUGAUGGUCCAUUCCAUCAGCGUGCUCCACACGAGAUUUUCGCUCGUGCCGUCCGCGGAAUGAUCCCAUACAAGACACACCGUGGUGCUGAUGCUUUCGCUAACCUUCAAUGCUACGAAGGUAUCCCAGCUAAGUAUGUCUCCUACAAGCGCCUUGUUAUCCCACACGCUCUCCGCUGCGUUUCCAUCCACACAGACCGCCCAACAACAAAGCUCGGAAGACUCUCCACAACAAUGGGUUGGAAAUAUGGCAACGUCGUUGCUCAACUCGAAGAACAGCGCAAGGCUGAAUCAGCCAAGUACUUCGAAGCUAAGAAGGCUGCUCAGGACAAGAGAGCCGCUGCCAUCGAGAAGGUUAACAAGCAACUCGGUGCUCAGGCAGUCAAAUUCCUUGAAACCUUCCAGGAAUAA
This is a messenger RNA of Trichomonas vaginalis G3, 603 nucleotides long. RefSeq names its product universal ribosomal protein uL13 family. The transcript has a single exon. The coding region runs from base 1 to 603 and encodes 200 amino acids. Gene Ontology annotation, molecular function: structural constituent of ribosome; mRNA binding. Gene Ontology annotation, biological process: negative regulation of translation; translation. Gene Ontology annotation, cellular component: ribosome; cytosolic large ribosomal subunit. Lineage: Eukaryota; Parabasalia; Trichomonadida; Trichomonadidae. The record is from RefSeq and is a predicted model, not a curated record.